AAAAAUGAACAAAGAAAAAAGAUCCUCAUUGUCGGAGCCGGCGUCUUUGGUCUUUCGACAGCUUUGGAGCUCAGCCGUCGCGGAUACAGUAACGUUCUCGUCCUCGAUCGUCAUCGCCCACCAGUCCCCGAUGGCUCUUCAGUCGACAUAUCUCGUAUUGUCAGACCAGAUUAUGCAGACGCGUUCUAUGCUAGAAUGGGCAUGGAAGCCCUAGCCGGGUGGCGAAAGGACUUCUCGCCAUUCUUCCACCGCAGCGGUCUGCUUUGCGCUCAAUCCGGAAUCGACUUUGGCAAUGCUUAUCUCAAAGAAGCGAAGGUGAAUCUCGAAAAUAUUGGUGCUGAGGUCAAUCUGUGGGCGUAUACCGGCAGAGAAGCGAGCGAGAGAUAUCCUGGUAUCCAUGGCGACUUGUCACAGACUAGUGGCUACUGCAAUCUGGAUGCUGGAUGGGUUGAUGCUGGAAAGAGCAUCGAACACCUAGCUAGCUUGUGUGAAGAUGCUGGAGUCACAUUUCUGGUUGGCGAGGAUAGCACUGUCACCGGACUUGUCACAGCCGACAGUGACGAUGGGAAAACAAUCACCGGAGUACGAACAGCGAAUGGAGAAGUUUUGGAGGCUGAUACAGUCAUCAUGGCUACCGGAGCUUGGACACCACAUCUCAUCGAGGCUGGAAACCGAUUUAUCUCUACUGGCCAACCUGUCGGGUAUGUGCAAUUAAGUCUCGAAGAGGCAGAAGAGAUGCGCGGGAACCCAGUCAUGAUCAACCUAAGUACUGGCUGGUUUGCCUUUCCCNCCACCCCUGACGACAAUAUCCUGAAGAUGGCAAGACAUGGAUAUGGCUUCGAAACCAUUCAUAACUCAGACCAUACUCGAUACUCGGCACCGAACCUGUCCUCGCAGGCUGACUACCUGCCUGCCGAUGCAGAACAAGCCUUGAGAGAUGGUCUUACACUCUUCUUACCAAAGUUCAAGGACCUUCCGUUCUCGAAGACGAAGCUUUGCUGGUACACAGAUACGCCCAAGGGUGACUUCAUUGUUGACUAUCAUCCUGAGUACACAAAUUUGUUCUUGGCUACUGGAGGCAGUGGACAUUUCGAGGGAGUGGCUCCAGCAGAGCAAAAGGCGAAGUGGAGGUGGUCAGAGAGUGCUACACCAAUCAUGCCUGGAGAUGGAAGUCGUGGUGGCCCUCCGAGACGAGUGCUUACAAUAGAGGAACAAUCUCGCUUGAAU
Messenger RNA from Aureobasidium vineae, 1227 nucleotides. The record is from the annotation of a GenBank genome assembly. Lineage: Eukaryota; Fungi; Ascomycota; Dothideomycetes; Dothideales; Saccotheciaceae.